AUGUUACGUGACCAAAUUGUAUUUGGUAUUACUGAUGCUAAAACUAGAGAAAGACUGCUCAGAGAACCUGAACUAACAUUGGCCAAGUCAGUUUCGGUCUGUCAUAGUGUAGAGGCAGCACGUCGGCAUGUUAAAGCAUUGGACACUGUCGGUGCAUCAUCAGCUGAUGCUGCAUCUGUCGCUUUCGUGUCGAAGAAGAAAUCAAGUUGGCACGGAACUCCAAAGUCGAAAACUUAUUCAACGUCACGCACCCAGGCUCAAAAGCAUGGUAAAGGGAGCGCUGGUGGUUCAAAGCAAAAACCUGCCAGAGGCCCAGGACCUGGAACUGGUGCAUGUACAAGGUGUGGCACAGUUCAUGAACAUUCAAAAGAACACUGUCCAGCUUACGGCAAAGAUUGCAUGAAGUGUUCUAAGCCAAAUCAUUUUGCUAAAUUCUGCAAAACGUCAAGCCGUGGUGCACCAAACGUGUCGUUGGUACAACAAUCACAGGGAGAGUUCUUUGAUAAUGAUAUUGGACCAGAUGACCUAUUCAUUGGCACAGUUCAUGUCACAAACCAGGACAAUGUCAUCACAGAUGAUGUUGUCACUGACCCAAUUGCUGUAGUCACAACCAAAGACACCGUCAAGGAUGAAACAGUUGAGGAAAAACCCAUCAAUUCAGUCGAAGUCACCACCGGAGACAAAGUAACAUCCGGAGAGGAGGUCACAACCGGAGACAAAGUCACAACCGGAGAUGAUGUCUCAAAGGGACAAUCAGUUGAUUCCAUCAAUGUGAAGGACUUGUGGACAGUACCACUAGUGGUGAACGAUAUGGUACUGCCAAUGGUGUUGGACACAGGAGCCAAGGCCAACCUGAUCACCUCCGCGGAUUUCAAGACUUUAAAAAACAAACCCAAGGUUUUUCACAACAAUGUAAAUCUAACUGCUUACAAUGGCACUGCAAUCCCAAACCAAGGUGUUUGUAGACUAAACAUUAAGCAUAGGAAUAAAAGAUUCCAAAUUUUGUUUGUGAUUGUGCCUGAGGGCAAAUCAUUGCUGGAUUGCAAGGCCUGUGAGCACUUAGAUCUGAUAAGAAGGACGCCAGUCCCCCAGGUUGUACAGCAUGACGAGAGUGAUUGUAGAAAUGAUGAGAUUGGUACAUUACCAUUUGAGUAUGAUAUCAAGCUUAAGGAAGGCUCUGAGCCUGUGAUACAUGCCCCAAGAAAGGUACCCAUGCCGAUAAAACCUGAUGUUCGUGAAGAACUUUUUAGAAUGGUCAAAUUGGGUGUACUUCAGCACACUGAGGAGCCCACAGACUGGGUUAACUCAAUGGUAGUGAUAAAAAAACCCAAUGGCAAGCUCAGAAUAUGCAUGGAUCCUAAAGAUUUAAACAAAUGUAUCAAAAGAGAGCAUCACUAUCUUCCAACAAGGGAAGAUAUUUCCAGUGAAAUGGCAGGGGCUAAGUACUUUUCCAAGCUAGACUUAUCUCAAGGUUUUUGGCAAAUCCCCUUAAGUAAAGAAAGUGUCAAACUUUGUUGCAUGAAUACCCCUUUUGGAAGGUUCUCCUUCAAAAGGCUUCCAUUUGGCCUGUGUUCUGCUCCUGAGGUCUUCCAAGCAGCUAUGGAAAAAGUGUUGGAAGGUCUGGAUGGGGUAAAAGUAGUCAUAGACGACAUACUGGUUUGGGGAAAUACCAAAGAAGAACAUGAUGAAAGGUUAAGAAAAGUAAUGGAAAGAAUCAAGAUGUACCACCUGAAACUCAAUCAUGAAAAAUGUCUCAUCUGUCAGACAAGUCUCUCAUUUGUAGGUGACCGGUACUCAGAAAAUGGCAUUGAGCCAAUGGCUGAAAGAGUUGAGGCAAUUACAAAAAUGCCACGCCCACAAGACAAAAAGUCACUACAGAGACUGUUAGGUGUGUUUAAUUAUGUAGGUAAAUUCAUACCAGGUCUCUCCCAGCGCAAUCAGUCACUCCGGUCUCUGCUACAGGACAAAAAUGAAUGGUCCUGGGGCCCUGAACAUGAAAAAGAAUGGGCUGAUUUGAAAAACUGUCUGAUCAAGAGCCCAGUACUGGCCUAUUUUGAUGCUAAACGUGACACAAAGGUCAGUGCAGAUGCCUCAAAAAAUGGCAUCGGAGCAGUGUUGCUCCAAAAACAUGACGCAAAUUGGCGCCCAGUUGCCUAUGCCGCUAGGUCAAUGACCCCGGCAGAGGAACGCUAUGCACAGAUUGAGAAAGAGUGCCUGGGAUUGGCUUAUGCAUGCCAGAGAUUUGAUGAAUAUAUCUAUGGUCUCCCAACUGUUCAAUUGGAAACAGAUCAUAAGCCUCUCAUUCCGAUCUCACAAAAGAGCCUAAAUGACAUGCCAGCUCGAGUGCAGAGGCUCAUGAUCAAAAUCCAAAGGUAUGAUGUGGAAUUUGUCUACACUCCGGGUAAAUUUUUGUACAUACCUGACACACUGUCAAGGGCAGGUUACUCUCAGACUGGUAAAACAGAUGAUUUGAGUAAUGAGGUUAAACAUCACAUAAAUAUGGUGUAUUCCAAUAUCUCAGCCAGUGAGGAGCAAUUAGACAAAAUUGCAGAAGCCACAGCAAGUGACCCAGUCUUGACAGUUGUCACUAGUAAUCUUGAAAAGACAGUCUGGGCCAAAGGGUCAGCCAGUGCAUAUUUUCCUUAUAGACAUGAGUUGACAAUGAUCAAUGGUAUUCUAUUUAAGGGAAACAGGAUUAUUAUUCCUACCAGCAUGAGACAAGAAAUGUUAGGCCGCCUUCAUGAAGGGCACUUGGGGACAGAGAAAAUUAAAUCCCUGGCUAGAAACAGUCUUUUUUGGCCCAGAAUGGCUGAGGAUAUAGACAGAAUAACAUCAGAAUGUAGCAUUUGUCAGAAGUUCAAGUACAAGCAACAGAAAGAAAACCUGAAGGUGACGUAUGAUCAAAUUGGGCCAUGGGAAAGAAUUGGCUCUGAUCUAUUUGAGUUGGGUAACAAAGAUUACCUAUUGGUCAUUGACUACCACUCAAAUUUCCCUGAAGUUGUAAAACUCAGCUCAACCAGUUCACCAUCCGUGAUUAGACAUCUGAAGUCUAUCUUCAGUAGACAUGGUAUUCCCAAGAUUGUAGUCACAGAUAAUGGACCACAGUAUGCCAGCUUCGAGUUCAGGGAAUUUGCAGGUCACUAUGGAUUUAAACACAUAACUUCAUCACCAGUAUAUCCCCAGAGUAAUGGGAAAUCUGAAAAGGGUGUUCAGAUUGUUAAGAGGUUGCUAAAGAAAGCUAUUGAGAGUGGUCAAGACCCAGAACUGGCACUAUUGCAAUAUAGGUCAGCACCCCUGAAAUGUGGAAAAUCCCCAGCUGAACUCCUGUUUAACAGACAGUUGAAAACAAGAGUACCAAGAGUCAACAAAACUGAGCAAGACUCGCAACUGGGUGAAAAUAUGAAAUCUCUCAAAGUUCAACAAAAAGCUCAGUAUGACAAAUCUGCCAAAGAUUUGGUCCCAUUAGUAUCUGGUGAUGUUGUUCGUCUCAGGUUUCCGCCAAAUAGUAAGGAAUGGAACAUCAAGGCAAAAAUUGUAAGGGAGGUAGCUCCCAGGUCUUAUGAGAUUGUAACAGAACAAGGGAAGGUGUAUAGGAGAAAUAGAAGACACCUACUGAAAACAAAGGAAUUGUAUGUUCAGGAACAAACAGGGCUGUCGGAUGAAUCUUAUGCCAGUAUCUUCAACCAAGUUGAUAAAUUGUCAACAAAUUCACUGCCAGCUGUGGUAGACUCUCAGGUUCAGGAAACUGCCCAGGUUGUUCCAGGACUUCUCUCAAGUAGUCCUCAGAGUACUAGUAGUCCUCAGAUUACAAGGCGUUCUGCUAGAAUCAGCAAGCCUCCAACAAGACUUAUUGAACAGAUGUGA
This is a messenger RNA of Lineus longissimus, 3864 nucleotides long. RefSeq lists its product as uncharacterized. Lineage: Eukaryota; Metazoa; Nemertea; Pilidiophora; Heteronemertea; Lineidae. Gene Ontology annotation, biological process: DNA integration. The transcript has a single exon. The coding region runs from base 1 to 3864 and encodes 1287 amino acids. The record is from RefSeq and is a predicted model, not a curated record. Gene Ontology annotation, molecular function: nucleic acid binding.